Adineta ricciae is the source of this 2037-nucleotide messenger RNA. NCBI's taxonomy places the organism in Eukaryota, Metazoa, Rotifera, Eurotatoria, Adinetida, Adinetidae. The record is from the annotation of a GenBank genome assembly.
AUGUCAAGAAAAUAUAGCGAUUCUCCAUUUCAAGUCCGUGAAGUCGAUGUGAAAGAUAAGUAUGAGUUUAUAAAGAAGAUUGGUAAAGGUAGUUAUGGUGAAGUUUGGCUUGUUCUACCGAAGAAUUCGUUUGCAACGAAAUCGCAAUCAAGACAACAAGUUUUAAAACGCUUGGAUCUUCGUCAAGCAUCGAAUGAAUCAACACCGAACGAUAUUGAAACAGCUGAACGUGAAGCUAAAUUGUUAUCAACAUUGAAACAUCCGAAUAUUGUUGCAUAUACCGAAUCAUUUCGUUCAAGCGAUGGUUUUCUCAAUAUUGUCAUGGCCUAUUGCGAAGGCGGAGAUUUAUAUACUAAAUUGAAAGAAAAACGAUUGAAAAAAGAAGUGUUACAUGAAAAUCAAAUCACAGAAUGGUUCAUACAGAUAUGUAUGGCUUUGCAGUAUAUUCAUGAAAGAAAUAUUCUUCAUCGCGAUUUAAAGACUCAGAAUAUCUUUUUGACAAAAAAUGAAAUUGUUAAAGUCGGAGAUUUAGGAAUAGCAAGAGUACUCGAUUCUGCAAGAGAUCUAGCCACAACCGUCAUUGGUACACCAUAUUACAUGAGUCCGGAAAUACUGCUAAACAAACCAUAUGGACAGAAGACGGAUAUUUGGUCAUUGGGAUGUUGUGUCUUCGAAAUGAUCACAUAUGAACAUCCAUUCAAUGCAAAAGAUAUGCCAGCUUUGAUCAGCAAAAUUAUCGCCAAUCAGACGCCACAAAUAUCGAAACGAUACAGUCAACCGUUGAGGAAUAUCAUCGACUCAUUAUUCAAGAAGAACCCUGAUGAACGUCCAACUGCCAAGGCUCUCUUACAAAAUCCCUAUAUCAAAGAUAAUAUUCUCAGAUUAUUAGACAAAACUGAAAAAAAAUGCCAUAGUCAAGUCAAGUCGAAUUCACAACCCGUAGUCAAUUCUCCGACGCGACCGGUGACUGCUGCUAGUGUCCUAUCGCCAUCAAAAUCUCGUCUUUCGAAUCAUAAUAAUAGUCCGUCGGUGCUUCCAUCUUAUCAUCCAGUGCUACCAUCCGUGUAUUCUCGACCACCUUCAUCAGUUGAUAUUCCUCAACCAGCACCCGUUGCUGAACCGAUCCAAUCCAAAGAACCAGUGAUAAGCCAAUCGAGAAUACGUCGUAUUAACGCACGUCAGAACAGCAUAGGUCCCACUAAUGAGCAAGAAAAAAAUCUGGAAUAUCUAUCAAAUCUACGGAAUAACGACACGCUGCAUCGUCUAAGACGUAAUCAACAGCUGGGCAACCAUAUAAAACAACAACAACAACAAUCAUCAACGUCCGGUGAACAGGAAGGAGCAUCUGCCCGAUCUGUGCAAGACCCUACUCGUGGACCAGUAAUGCAAGUGUCGCCACCAUCGUACAAACAAUCGCGAGCAAAUUCUGCUGAAUCGAAUAGUAAUUCUUCUCUGCCCCCAUCACCAGCUCGAGUAACGAAAUCAUACGAUCUAAAUCAAGGAUCGAAUUCGAGAGCACGGCAACGUCGACGCGAGAGUAAACUUCGCUCCUCAUCAACAGAAUGUACAACACCGACUGAUUCACCGUCUCAAACAAUCGUGACAACCGACAAUGACUCACCAAAACAACAAGAGUUUUCAGAUGAUUUAGUUGAAGAACUCGAAAAGAAGAAGGAAGCAGAGAAAGAUGCCAAUGAUCUCGUUUUCAUGUUGACAGCCACUUUACAAUUGCCACCAGUGAAUCCUCCUGUAAAUGAUGAAAAUAAUCGACCGUGGUCAUGCGGUGAUCGAACUGUAGCUGAUCCACUACAUGAAACACAUCGUCUCCAUCAGCGUUGUAAUCAAAUUCGACAACAAUGUCUUCAGGAAAUAAGUCCACCGAAACUAAGACGUGCACUCGAAAUCGUCGAAAAUGUCAGCGGUGCUCAAAUCAUCCCAGAAAUGAUUGAUGAGCUUGGUGAAGAUUUAUAUAACAAAUACUCAGCGCAAAUCUUCUCAUUGAAAUUCUAUGAAGAUGCUUUGUUAAUAUAUUCGUAG